Lagenorhynchus albirostris (white-beaked dolphin) is the source of this 2382-nucleotide messenger RNA. RefSeq lists its product as uncharacterized. Gene Ontology annotation, cellular component: Golgi apparatus. The record is from RefSeq and is a predicted model, not a curated record. Gene Ontology annotation, biological process: peptidyl-tyrosine sulfation. Gene Ontology annotation, molecular function: protein-tyrosine sulfotransferase activity. NCBI's taxonomy places the organism in Eukaryota, Metazoa, Chordata, Mammalia, Artiodactyla, Delphinidae.
AUGAAAUCCACCCCCAAACACCGAAGUCCGAAGUUUGGCGGCUUCGAGAGCCCGGCAAAACCCCUAAAGCCCCCGCUCGCUCAGAGGGAAGCCUCGAGUCCCCGCCCGGCCGGUCCCCUCCGGGAAAGGAGACGCUCCCCGGCGGCUUCUCUCGCCCCCGGCCACUCGGCGCCGCCAAGGCCUUACCGGCACCUCCGGGCAGCCCCGCCGGGCCUCGGUCCCGCGCCCCCACCCCCCACCCGCUCCGGUCUCCCCUUCCGUCCCCUCCCUCCACCAGCCGAGGGCGGGAGCCGAGCCGCCGCCGCCUUUACCUCCUCCUCAUGCGGGCGGAAGGUGCAUCGAGCGCCCGGGCCUCUGUCAGGUGGUUGCGCCGCCGCCCCUCUCCGGGCUGCACACAAAGCGGCUCCGCCGGUCCCGCCGCCGCCGCCGCCGCCCGCCCCGGAGCGGCGCUGGGGCUGGCGGUGCCGAGGAGGAGCAGUCGCCGCGGGGGGAGACGCGGGGCGAGUGAGCGCUGGGCGGGGAGACACUGCCGCUCUCCGUCUGGCCGAGGAAGAGCAGCCUCGGAAAAGGCUCCUCCGGGAGCGUGUGCUCGUGUGUUCGCCCCGGAACCCCGGGCCCGCCAGCCGGCACCUCGCGCCGGCCGGGUCCGCCAACCCGGACCCGGACGCCCCUCGCAGCGGCGCGCGCCCGGCAGUCCGUGCUCCGGGCAGCCGGCGCUUCUCGCACCCACCGGUCGGUCACGCGAGCGGUGCGGGAGCACGCGAGAGAAGGGCGCGCGCCUCGCUCCCGCCCCUUCCUCCGCAGGCCGUGCCUCCGCCUCCCUCGGGCCUGAGGCGGUGGCGCGCGGGGCAGACAGCGCCGCCACCCGGUUGGCGCCAAGACCUGCCUCGGCGAACGCCUCCGGGAGGACUAGACCCAAAAGGCGAGCGGAGGAGGAGCCCGGCUGGAGGUGGGUCGAAAAAGAUCUUGUGGGCCGGGGCGGCUGACGAGCGCUGGGUGCGCGGAGCUGCCGCGGGACGUCUCUUGCAGGCUCAGCCGGUGGAGAGUCUUGGCAAGCAGCCACAAGGGCUAGAUCCCAGGGAUGAGAAUAUCCAGGGGAGAUGUGAGCCCGCUGGGGCUCCCGCCCACCUGUCGCUGAACGCCCCCAGCCCUGGGCCCAGCAUGCGCCUGUCAGUGCAGAGGGCACUGGUGCUGGUGGUCCAGCUGGGGCAGCAGGUGCUGGAGUGCCGGGCGGUGCUAGGGGGCCCCCAGAGGGCCAUGUGACUGGAGCAGGAGGACCUCGUGAUGGUGGGCACGGACCACGUGGAGUACCUCUACGGCAAGGCCAUGCCGCUCAUCUUCGCGGGGAGCGAGCCCCGGAGUGGCACAAUGCUCACGCGUGUGAUGCUGGAGGCCCACCCCGAGCUGCGCUGCGGGGAGACCCGCAUCAUCCCCCGAGUGCUGGCCACCCAGGCCUGGUCCAAGUCGGGCCGGGAGAAGCUGCCGCUGGACGAGGCGGGUGUGACAGGCGAGUGCUGGACGUCGGCCUUCGUCUUGGGGGUGAUCGCCAAGCAUGGAGAGCCAGCCCGCCUCUGUAACAAAGACCCCUUCACGCUCAAGUCCUCCGUCUACCUGUCGCGCCUGUUCCCCAACUCCAAGUUCCUGCUGAUGGUGCGGGACGGCCGGGCCUCCAUGCACUCCAUGAUCACCCGCAAGGUCACUGUCGCUGGCUUCGACCUCAGCAGCUACCGCGACUGCCUCAACAAGGGGAACAAGGCCAUUGAGGUGAUGUACGCCCAGUGCAUGGAGGUGGGCAAGGACAAGUGCCUGCCCGUGUACUACAAGCAGCUGGUGCUGCACCCCCAGCACUCCCUCAAACUCAUCCUUGACUUCCUCGGCAUCACCUGGAGCGACGCUAUCCUGCACCAUGAGGACCUCAUAGGCAAGCCUGGCGGUGUCUCCCUGUUCAAGAUCGAGGGAUCCACAGACCAGGUCAUCAAGCCCAUGAACCUGGAAGCUCUCUCCAAGUGGACUGGCCACAUCGCUGGGGAUGUGUUUAGGGACAUGGCUCAGAUCGCCCCCAUGCUGGCUCAGCCCGUCUAUGACUCCUAUGCAAACCCACCCAACUACGGCAGGCCUGACUCCAUAAUCAUCAACAACACACACCGGGUCUUGAAAGGGGAUGUUAAAACACCAGCCAAUUUGAAAGGCUAUCUUCAGGCGAACCAGAAUAGCACCUCUUCCCGCCUAGGAAGCUCAUGAUUUCCAGGUCUUUGCAAAUGGCUUUGUUGCCAGAAGAGAAGAAACUUUGCAUUCGAGUGGAAAUUGGACCUCUAAUCCAAGCAUAUUGCUUGCUAUUAAUCACCAAAACAGAACUGCUCACGAGGAAUGUAUUUGUAUAUG